UAUUAGUUAUUACCGCGAUUAAAGAUAUCUUUACCUAACCAAGAUCUGAAGACUGAUGACUGGGAAAAGAACUGGUUUUAAAAUUGAUAGAAAUAUAUUGUCAGCAAUCUAUAAAAACAUUAAAAACGUAAAACAAAUUACUAUUAACAAGUCUGAUGAAUUUUCCAUAUUAUUGUUUAGCAUCAAAAACCACAAAACCUGGCACCUGUUAAAAAUAUUAAAUCACAAAAUAGAUAACACUGAUAAUCAUGAAUCAAGAACUAAUAAGAUUUAAUAAUAUGUUGUAUAGUUGUAUUAUUUGUUAUUGUUUUGUCUAGUCAACUGCUUAUAAUUUACAAUCAUUACAAUUUUUAAUUUAUUUUUAUUUUUAUUUCUUAUGUCAAAUAUAGAUGGUUAUGUUUCUAUCAUAGUUAUAGAUAUUUUCAUACUGGUUUCUGUUAAACAAUUUUGGGUUAAUUUUUAAAUUUAAAUUAUAAUCAACAAGUAACAAUUUUAAAAAUAAUUUAUAGAUAUAUGUAAUUAUUUUAUUAUAUAUGUAAUACCUAUAAUUUACAGAAUAUUUUAACUUUUUGUUAAAACAAUAUCGUUUAAUUAUACUUAUUCAAUAUCAAGAUAAAAUUUUUAUUAAUUAUAAUAAUUAACUUGAAUUUUUUUAUGAAUAGUCAUUGCUUAAAUGUAAUUAAGCCAUGUGAAUAUUUAUUAAUUUAUGUUUUCUAAAGUUAAUGAGGAAAGUAAAACAAGCAAUAAUAUGAUUGAUAUUCACAUAAUUAAUAACAAAGGGUUUAUUUGGAAUGCAGAUGAUUGGUACAUUUUACGGACAACCCAUCGCAUGUUGGGAAGUUUGAUUGGAACUUUACCUUCUACACCACGUCAAGAAGAUCAGAAUGGCCUUCCUUGCCUUUUAUUGAAUGAAGAAGUUCGAUUAUUGGUUGAAAACUGUAUAUGCCGAACCGUCAAGUAUCCAUCGUUUACAUCUUUACAUGUUAAAGAAACAGCUAAAAUCAAUCCAUCUGAUACAUUACCUAAUAUCAUAAUACAUCUUGAUGAAAUAUGUUCAAACAUAAUUGAAGUUCCAUUACCUGAAUUCAUUAACAAUUUGGAAAGGAUCAGAUAUAAAGUUUUUAAGGAUCUGUGGUCAAAAGGCUUUUAUUUAACUUGUGGUAUGAAGUUUGGAGGUGACUUUUUAGUGUAUGAAGGUGAUCCUUUGGCGUAUCAUGCUAAAUAUAUAGUUAACUGUAGAGAUUUGGACAAACAAAUAAUGGUUUCGCGCAGUAGAGUUAGUUCAAUUACUAAUAAAAGAAUGGUGUUAGCCAAAGAUGAUGGAAACUCUAUAAAGUAUUUAAUUUAUCAUUUAGAUGAUAAAUCUCAGAAUAAUAAUAAAAUUAAUUACACUUUUUAGUAUAUUUAUAAAUAAAAUAAUGUGUAUAAUGUACAUGGAAUAAAAAUGUAUAAUAAUUAUAAUAUUUAA
This is a messenger RNA of Rhopalosiphum padi (bird cherry-oat aphid), 1468 nucleotides long. It is a transcript of the gene Tsen34, whose product is annotated as tRNA-splicing endonuclease subunit Sen34. Lineage: Eukaryota; Metazoa; Arthropoda; Insecta; Hemiptera; Aphididae. Gene Ontology annotation, molecular function: tRNA-intron lyase activity; nucleic acid binding. The record is from RefSeq and is a predicted model, not a curated record. Bases 707 to 1399 code for a protein of 230 amino acids. Gene Ontology annotation, biological process: tRNA-type intron splice site recognition and cleavage; tRNA splicing, via endonucleolytic cleavage and ligation. The transcript is spliced from 4 exons.